AUGGACUCGGAUAACGUACGAUUAACAGACUCAUCUACUAAGAAAAGUGAAAAAACCCCAUCUGCAGGCACAAGUGCUCCGUCAAAAAUGCGCAUUUUGAAUUCAAAAAGAUCGAACCGUGUGCGAAUCAUGAAUGAACUGAAACCUUUCCUACCAUUAUUGCCGAAUGUAGCUGAUAUGGAAAUACAAGAACAAAAGCAGCUUUUUCAACAGCUUUAUUCCGCUGGAAUAGCUGCCUCGGCCUCGCUACAUAAGUGGCUUACAAUGAGUGCUGCCCAACAGUUCCCUGGAUUUUGUGCCAAAUUUGGUGCUACAGCGUGUGUUGGUGGAAUAAAGGAGGAUUUGUGUAUUGAUAGUGCACAAGUUGAGAAAGCCUAUGAUAUUGCAACGGCCCUUCAGAAUACGCAGUUGCCUCCGAGUCAGCAAAUUCCAUUCACUUCAGAAGAUGCGGAGGCGCUGAAAACCCUUUCUCGUUCGGGCAUAUUGGACGAUGCUGUCGAGUCUUUGCGACAGUUCCCAUCAUUGGAAGAGGACUUACUUGGUCUAAAAGAAGAUCUUGCAGCUGCGAGUCUUAUCACGCCUGAUAUUGCGGCUGCUGCUUUAUCUGCCUUUGCUGCCGCUACGUUACGUCGGCCUCCUACACGAACAAUAGAAAGUCUAAUGGCAAGUUCUCAGGAUCCUGUAACUACAAAUGGAGGCCCCGAUUCUACAGAUGAUGAGUCAUUGGAGCUGAAUCUCAGCGAGGAUGAAUCGGAAGAUAAUGGCGACAUGUUAUUAAACCUCGCUGUCUCUGCUGGGUACUUAGAUCUGACUAAAGAACUGGUUGAAAUCCGAGGAAACCCGAAUUACAUUAGUACAAAUAAUGAUCGUACACCGUUGAUGGAAGCUUGUUGUGCAGGACACAGUGAUAUCGUCAAACAUUUGCUGGAACAUGGUGCUGACAUGAAUGCUGUGAGUGCAACCAAAAAUACUCCACUGAUUUACGCAUCAGCUGCUGGUAACGUAGAGUGUGCGAGCUUACUACUGGAUUACGGUUGUGAUAUCACGAUACGGAAUGAUAAUGGACACUGCGCCCUCAUGGAAGCAGCUAGUUCUGGUUAUCUAGACGUUGUUUCCCUUCUUGUUCAGCAUGGAUUUCAAGUGUUGCCAUGUAAUCAGAGUGACUUGAAAGUUGGAUUGGAAUCGGCUUUGACCUUAGCAGCUUAUAAAGGUCAUUAUGAUGUAGUUCAGUACUUGCUGGAAAAAGGUGCCAACAAAUAUAAAGAAGAGUUACAUACCGCUCUUAUGGAAGCAUCAAUGGAUGGUCACUAUGAAGUGGCAAAGUUGCUAUUAGAUAAUGGUGCUCCAGUAAAUUUGGCAUCGGACUCAUUUGAGAGUCCGUUAACUUUAGCUGCUUGCGGCGGACAUCCUGAUUUGGUGCGACUCUUAUUGGAAAGAGGUGCUAUCGUGGAAGAAGUAAAUGAUGAGGGUUACACACCUCUGAUGGAAGCAAGCCGAGAAGGGCAUUUAGAAGUUGUUAGGUUGUUGAUCAAAUUCGGUGCAAAAGUCAAUAUACAGACUGAUGAAACUGGUGAAACUGCUUUGACACUGGCAGCUUGUGGUGGCUUCAAAGAUGUUGCGGAAUUGUUGGUGCGAAGUGGUGCGCGUCUGGAUAUCGGCGCUAAUACACCGUUAAUGGAAGCUGCUCAGGAGGGACAUCUUGACACCGUUAGGUUCAUCCUUAAUGAAAUGCGUUCACUUGGCUUGCCAAUCGAUGCCACAACAACAGCAAACAGCAAUACGGCGUUAACUUAUGCUGCAGAAAACGGUCAUUUGGAUGUGUGUGCUGUAUUAAUCGAAUUUGGUGCCAAUAUUGAUCAUCAAGCGGAAAAUGGACGUACAGCCUUAAUGAAAGCAGCAAAGAAUGGGAAUUACAGUGUGAUCCAAUUUCUCCUAAUGCGAGGAGCAAAGGUAAACGAGGUUUCCACAGACAAUGAUGCCAGUGCAUUAUUCCUAGCGUGUGCUCAUGGUCAUUGGGAAAUUGUGCGAUUAUUGCUGGAUCAUGGAGCUGAUCCGUCUCAUGUGUUUAAAGAUGGUAUGACUUGUAUGAUCGAAGCAUCACGGAAUGGACAUACGCGCGUGGCAGAAACACUUUUGAAUUGGCAUGAUGCGCCUGUUGUGACGCGCACACCUCUUCUGGGAAAACCACUUGCAUUACAAAAUAGUCGUUUGAAAAAGGUUGCACGACGAACAGUGAGUAAAAAGGCGACCGCUAUCGUACAACCAAAAGUUGAAUGUGCUGAGAAAUCGUUGAACAACUUGGCAGUCGAUCUAGAUGAAAAGAUAGGAUGCUCAGAUGGAACUACAAUAUCAACAUCAACGACAGCAGUCACAACGGCAGGAAUGCAUCCGCAGUGUACGCAUGAUUCUCAUCCCGUAUCUGGAACACAUAAUGUUUCAACAAAUGCAAGCAUACCAGCUCAUUUGCUUGCACAUUAUAAUUAUCAAAAUGCGAUAAAUCCAGAUGAAUUGCGGGGUAUGAUUGCCGGGAUGGCUGCUAUGGCUGCACAGUCUAAUGCGCUCCCUAACGAUCAUUUAUUCGCGCAGAUAGCAGAAAAAGCAUUACGUGGUACAUUUGCAAAUAAUGAAAUUACUGGUGGCUUAGCCGAUAAAAAAAUGCAUCAGCAGUUCAGUGAAUUACUGAAGCAACAAUUUAGCAUAUUAGCAAAUCGGCAGAAAGAUGCAUUGGCUGGUUUAGGGGGUGCAAACUCUCUACCAGAUUCUGAAAAUGGUGGCAGUACAUCAUAUAGUCCUUCGGUAACUCCAUCUCCAUCACCUCCAAUGAUUGCUUGUUGUGAAACUACUGCAGCACAUGCAGCUGUGGCACAUUCUCCCAAUCCAGCUGCAGAUACGAGGAGAAAGGACAGUACGUCAAAUGAAAGACAAAAAACUACUGGAGGACGUGGGACACAGCAGAAAAAAGGUGGUAAAAGCAUCAUUCUGUCAGAUGGUGAAUAUAGGGGUUGUUUUCCACCAGCAUCUUCUCUCAGAUUCCCAGCACCACCACCACCAGUAAUGAAUGCAAACCUUCCACGUGAAAGUGUGCCGUUGUCACCACUGAAAGCGCAGCAUUUACUGAGACAGCAGUCACCGCCAUCAACUAAACAACUCAUAUCAGAUCCAGCGAUUGGGCGACAACGCUCGAAGCCUGUUCGCGAAGCAACCGGUGAUGAGUCAUCAGCUGACAGGAAUGCGUCAAGAAGUCGAGGUAGAACACUAAGUGAGAGCGCAAUGCACGUUGGUGACGGACAACAUACAACUGAAAGAACGUAUGAUACAGAGAGUGACGAAGAAAUUAGUAGCAGAAGUGAUCUUAAAAGUGGAGGUUCUCAGCCAUUUAAUGUAGAUAUGCAAACUGAAUCAAAUCAUGACACUGCUCUUACUCUAGCCGCCACAGGUGGGCAUGAUUCUCUCGUUGAACUCCUUAUUACUCGAGGUGCUAACAUCGAGCAUAAGGAUAAAAAGGGUUUUACCCCAAUUAUAUUAGCUGCAACAGGUGGUCAUGUAAAUGUUGUUGAAUUACUACUCAAUCAUGGUGCUAACAUUGAAGCUCAAUCUGAUCGCACGAAGGAUACGGCUCUAUCUCUUGCCUGUUCCGGUGGACGGAAAGAGGUUGUUGAGUUACUGUUAAAACGUGGUGCUAACAAAGAACAUCGUAACGUGAGCGACUAUACUCCACUUUCAUUAGCUGCCUCUGGAGGUUAUGUUGAUAUCGUGAAUUUGCUUCUAAAUAAUGGUGCAGAAAUUAACUCCCGCACUGGCUCAAAGUUAGGCAUAUCACCACUUAUGUUAGCAGCAAUGAAUGGACACGCUGCGGCAACAAAAGUGUUACUUGAACGUGGUUCGGAUAUAAAUUCGCAUAUUGAAACGAAUCGUAAUACUGCACUGACAUUGGCAUGCUUUCAAGGUCGUACCGAUGUGGUACGAUUAUUGCUUGAAUACAACGCUAAUGUUGAGCAUCGAGCAAAGACUGGACUUACUCCAUUAAUGGAAGCAGCGAACGGAGGUUAUGUGGAUGUUGGAGAAUUGUUAUUAGCUGCUGGAGCAGAUCCAAAUGCAUCACCAGUCCCUUCUAGUCGUGAUACUGCACUAACCAUCGCAGCUGAUAAAGGACAUCAUAAAUUUGUUGAAAUGCUGAUUCAUGCGCGUGCCUUGAUUGAUGCCAGAAAUAAGAAAGGAUGUACGGCUUUAUGGUUGGCAUGUCAUGGAGGUCAUCUGGAAACGGUGCAAACAUUAGUAAAACAUAAUGCAGAUGUUGAUGUGCAAGAUAAUCGCCACGUUUCACCAUUAAUCAUUGCUUUCCGAAGAGGACAUAUCAAAGUAGUGAAGUAUAUGGUAAGACAUGUACAACAAUUCCCAAAUGAUACAGAUUGCUAUCGUUUUAUCGCUACAAUCAAUGAGAAGGAUUUACUUACAAGAUGCCACCUCUGUAUGGACAUCAUUGUUGCAGCAAAAGAUCGACAAGCUGCUGAAGCUAAUCGUGCCGCAGAAUCUCUUCUGGAAAUUUUGGCGAAAGAGGAAGAGCAAGCUAAAUCAAAGAAACUCUCAAAACAGCGACAAAAUGAGAAGAAAAAGGCUAAACGAAAAGCUAAGAAAAAUCAAACUGACGGCAAUACUGAACAGAAAGAUUCGGAUCGUAAAGAAGAUGCACCCAUCAAUAAUGGUGAGGAAUCAGCCGAUGAAGAAAAUGGCUCUGAAAAAGCAAGCAGCGGUGUAGCAGUUGACGAAAGUAAUACUCAGAAUCGUGAUUCGGACCACGAGUAUUUUCAAACGGAUCCGCCGCGUGUGCCUGCAUUGUUAUCAGACGAACAUAGUGCCGACGAAAUGGUUUCGUUCCCUGAAACAUCACCCGGAAAACGCAUGGUGGCGUCGACUAUUUCUGUUAUUGGGAAGUCAUCAAGACAUAGAGUUCGGAAAGAAAGUGGAAAAUCUGCUGCUCCUGUGAAAUCGCCUCCACAUAAAACGGGUAGUGGAAAUACUUCGGAUACCGAAUGGAUGAAAGCAACAUCAAGAAGGAGUGCGGGAAAAGCAGUGAUGUCAGGGAAAGGUGCUAUUGCUGGUACUGUUUUAAAGGAAGACAGUGCAAGUAACACUGUGGCAUGGCGGCAUGUUGACUCGAGCCGUCGACGUUCCGUCCGGUUGUCCGUAUCGUCAAACUCAAUAGCCCGUGUUAUUGGUCGCGCAGGAGGUAAUAUCAAUGCAAUUCGUGAAGCUACCGGAGCAUACAUCGAAGUUGAAAAGCAAACCGGAAAGAAGGAACAACAUGAUCGACAAAUAACACUAAAGGGCUCUGAUAUUGCGUUAAGGCAAGCCGUCGAAAUGAUACAUGGUUUAAUCGAUGAUAGUGAAUGUAACGUGGAAGAAGUAAUUCAGCGAGUGAGUAGUACCCAUAAUACUUCCACUUCGCAAAGUGAGGAAAAUACUAGUCGAAGUAAUUCGGUGUUAACAUUAUCUAGUAUUACACCUACAGCGACAAUACCAGUUACUCAGAAAAAGUCUCAUACCAUCGGUACUGCAGUAUCACAUCCACCAUUGGAGAUGUCGCAUAAUGGAGUAGCAGGCAAGAAGACUAUCCCUUAUAAUGCUACUACGAAUGUAUGGGCACAGCGGGCUGCACAACGUCAAAGUCAGAAAGUAGUGAGCGCAAUUGGUUCAGAAAAGAAGCAGAAAAUGUCAUCUGGUGCUGCAGAACAGGAAAAUCCGAAUCCUGAUCAGGCACUACAACUCAGAACACCUGGAAUAGUGUAUCCUAUGCAGGAGAUGCCAGCUGUGGAUGCGGCUGUCCUCAACAUUGGGGAUGAAACGCAGAAACGUGGGUUGAAAGAAUUUUGUCGAGCGCCUGGGCAUGCAAGACCAACUUCUGCAUCUGCUUCAAGUCCUUCAGUUUCACCGAUUGGCUUAAAGUCCCCGAUUCAUAUUGGACCUGGUAGCGCUAUAGUGGCUUCUUCGAUCGGUACGACCAUACCAACUGCUACAAUGACUGAUAUAAAGCCUAGAACGGAAUCAUUUGAAGCUGGGCCGAAAAUUGAAUUUCCCCAAAAUGUUCCAACCACUGCUCCACUACCUUCCGCAUCAGAUAUUGCCGAAAGGAAAUUACAACCACUUCUUGGUACAACUAAAUCGAAUUUGGGUGCACUGAAGACCAGUUCGAUCGAUGAAAAACUGUUUUCGUCACUGGAUCCCACUCGCCCAAGUAUUAUGCCGUCGUCAAUCGCCAACAUUUGGGAUGAUAACAUUGUUGACGAUAAACCUUGGGCUGUUCCUGCACCUUUAGCACCAGUGCAAUUGGAAGAUUUUGCGCGAAAUAUCAACGUGCAGCUACCGACUUCAGCAAAGCCCGCUAGAGAUUACCCAAAUCCCAACAGUGCGGCUGAUCAUGUGGUCGAUUUGGCUAAAAAUAUCGCCAGUUUACGGACAUCCGAAGAUAGGCCAGUCGAUACGACAGGUAGCGAGGCUGUGGCGCGACGCAGUUUCUUGGGUGAGAAUAUACCGCCCUUCGAUUUGAAUGUCCCUUUUUCAAAUCGUGAUCCUAUUGAUUGGGGUAAUGCAGGACCUUUUCCAACAGAUACAUUUGCACGUUGGAGAAGUGCCCAGUUAGAUUCAGCUCCAAUGACGGGAUCUACUCAAGAAAUCGACAGCUCUUCUUGGAUAGAUCAAGUAGCAGCCCGCCUAGCAUCUACCCGCCAGGAACAUCCACCGUUUCCACCGACCACUUCUUAUGCAGUCUCGGGGAAUUCAGGACAUGUUACGGGUUCUUUCGGAACUGAUAUAGCAAACGUUAAUCUUAGUCAGCAACAGUCGGCGCAGGCAUGGAGUCGCAUGCACUUUCAGCAGGCUGCACAAGCUGCCAGUAAUGAAUAUGAAAGUUUGACAAACCUUCUCAGUUCAUAUCGGCCUACAAAUCCGCAGCAUCAACCGGUACCUUUGCAGCAGCAACCAUCCCAGCCAAUUUUGCCAGUGGGAAAUAUUAAUUACAGUGCUGCAACUACAGCUGUUGGACCGACCAGUUUUCGAAUACCUGCACCACGUUCCCAGAUUGCAAAUACGUCAAUCCCACCACCACCUUUCUUUAAUUCUCAAAUUCCGCCACCAUCUUCCAUGUCGCACCAUGGUGGCAUUCCGAUUACUCAGUCUUCAACGAGUGCGGCUUGGUCAUCAAUUCACUUUGGUGGGCAAGCACAGACAAAUACCGUUACUGAAAGUACGCAAUUUCCACAAUACCCAAGUACUACACGUGGAAAUUGGAGUUACAACUGGUGAAAGAAAUGACUGUUUUUUAACCAUCGCAUUGUUAUAUUGGCAGCCUGCAUCAUUCAGUGCUUCUCCAGUUUCAGAUUUUCUCCUUUUGGUUUUUAGCACAGCAUCUUUACUUUUUCCUGUUUUGCAAAUUUCAAUUAAAGCAAAUAUUUGCAAUUUUAGAUAUUCGUGUAUAAACGUUGCACUCAUUGUCUGUUCGUUAUUGAAUUUAACUUCUACUGGUUAAUCGCACUUCCACUAACUUUUUAAUUUUUCUGAAUUUUUAUUAAUUUUUGGAAUUUAUAGCAGAAAGAGCUGCUUUUCUUGAACGGCGUAUUAUUGGGUGUGAAAUAAUCCAUCUAAUGGAGUAUUUCUUAUCGUUUGUUAGUUCUUAUUAACUAUUGUGUUCUUUGAUGCUG
Loa loa (African eye worm) is the source of this 7694-nucleotide messenger RNA. RefSeq names its product KH domain-containing protein. NCBI's taxonomy places the organism in Eukaryota, Metazoa, Nematoda, Chromadorea, Rhabditida, Onchocercidae. The record is from RefSeq and is a predicted model, not a curated record. Bases 1 to 7299 code for a protein of 2432 amino acids. Gene Ontology annotation, cellular component: cytoplasm. Gene Ontology annotation, biological process: innate immune response. Gene Ontology annotation, molecular function: protein binding; RNA binding. The transcript is spliced from 51 exons.